Mustela erminea (ermine) is the source of this 918-nucleotide messenger RNA. It is a transcript of the gene SWI5, whose product is annotated as SWI5 homologous recombination repair protein. Lineage: Eukaryota; Metazoa; Chordata; Mammalia; Carnivora; Mustelidae. Gene Ontology annotation, cellular component: Swi5-Sfr1 complex; Swi5-Swi2 complex. The transcript is spliced from 6 exons. Gene Ontology annotation, biological process: double-strand break repair via homologous recombination. The record is from RefSeq and is a predicted model, not a curated record. Bases 105 to 575 code for a protein of 156 amino acids.
GUCUCCGCCCACCUCGAGGGAGGGGCGGGGCUUGAGGUGGCAGGUUGCGCGCGCACGUCUCCCCAUCUGACCGUUCCCGGCCUCCGUCAUAAGAUUCUAAAUACAUGGCGGGCCUGAGGGGCUGCUCUUCCGCCCUCGCCCUGGACCCUCCUGCACUACAUCCUCCUCCGAGACGGGGGCCUCGGACACCAGGGCUCCGGAGAGCCGACUCUAGGCUCAAUCGGCAUUUUCCCCUCGGAUUCCUCUCCAGGACUCAGCCAGGACUUUCCAAAAGUUGCCGCGGGACCUUCCGAUCCCCUCGGCCAUCCCCCAAGUCUGGCCAGGCUGAUGGGGCCGGUGAGGAGUCUCUGCACCUUGACAUUCAGAAACUGAAGGAAAAGAGGGACCUGCUGGACCAGGAGAUCGUUCAGUUAAUAUCUGAAGGCUACAGUGUGGAUGAACUGGAGGACCACAUCUCCCAGCUCCACGAGUAUAAUGACAUCAAGGAUGUAGGCCAGAUGCUGCUAGGCAAACUAGCAGGUGGCUGUAGCUGCUCUGUGUGGAGUCCCAGGGUGCUUUGUUUGACUCCUCUGUGAAGUGGGCCGUGAUCCGAGGUGUCACCACCAAGGAACUGUAUCCAGAAUUUGGCCUGGAUGUGAAUGACUGAGCCAAGGCUCACAGCCCUUUGUCCACAGCCCAGUGAGACAGGCAGAUUUAAACGUGAGAGGCAGUGAGAGCCCAGUACCCACAGGCUUCCCAACAAGGAAGUGUCAGAAGCCGUUUUCUAAAGAACUCAGUUUGAAUCAGGAGGGAGCCCAGACACGAGCGGGACAGCGAAGAGCCAUUCCCUGCUCCAAGUUUCCUGAAAUGUCCCCAAGUUGUAUCUGUGUGUGUAUGUCUCCCAUUUGCAAAUAAACACACAAGCAAUCUGUGAAUCUA